UCCUGGCCUCUGGCGAUGAUUGUCCAUGGGUGGUCGUUGGAUGGCAAGAUAGAGACCUGGAUGCGGCAGAUGGCAGCUGCGCUGAAAUCUGGGUUGGCCGAGCCAGUGAAUGUGGUGCUGGUGAACUGGAUCCCGCUGGCUCAUCAGUCUUAUCCCAUCGCCGUUCUUAACACCCGCCUUGCGGGCCAGGACAUAGCGACUCUGCUCAAGUGGCUGGAGGAAACUGUGGGCCUUUCUCGAAGCAAGGUUCACCUCAUUGGGUUCAGCCUGGGUGCCCACGUCUCAGGAUUCGCAGGCAGCUACAUCGGGGGAAAGCACAAAAUUGGGAGGAUCACAGGGUUGGAUGCCGCGGGCCCUUUGUUUGAGAAAAAGCCCCCCCAAGAUCGCCUUUCUCCAGACGAUGCCAACUUUGUGGAUGCCAUUCACACCUUUACGAAGAAGUACGUGGGCAUGAGAAUAGGCUUCCAAGAGCCCAUCGGGCAUUAUGAUUUCUACCCCAAUGGGGGCACCCAGCAGCCUGGAUGCCACAUCCUGGAAAUGUACAAACACAUAGGCCUGCAAGGCUUGAAAGGCAUUCUCAAGACCUUAAAAUGUUCCCACGAGAGGGCGGUGCACCUGUUCAUCGACUCCCUGAAGCACAACGACCAGCAGAUGAUAGGCUACCAGUGCACGGACAUGGAGCGCUUCAAACAGGGCCUGUGCCUCCACUGCAGGAAGGGCCGUUGCAACACGAUGGGGUACCACAUCCGCCAGGACCGGCCCAGCAAGAGCAGGAAGCUCUUCCUCAUCACCCAAGCCCAGUCCCCCUUCAAAGUUAAUCACUACCAAUUCAAGAUCAAAUUCAUCAAUGAAAUUGUGAAACCAGUAGAACCGACCUUGAGCAUGUCACUGCUUGGAACGAAAGGAGAGAAGCAGAACAUCCGGGUCACCCUGGGUGAGCACAUCGUCAGCAAUAAGACCUACAGCUUCCUCCUCACGCUCGACUUGGAUAUCGGCGAGCUGAGCAUGAUCAAGUUCAAGUGGGAAACCAAGAAGGUGUGGACCCAAGUCUGGAACAUUAUCCGCUGGGGUCCAGCCCACUACAAUCCAGGCCUCACUCUGAAGACCAUCCAAGCCAAGGUCGGGGAUACCCAGCAAAGAAUGACAUUUUGCUCAGAAAAUACGAGUAAUCCACAACUUCACCCAAACCAAGAGAAAAUCUUUGUGAAAUGUGAAGAAAACUUGAAAAAAAUGAAGCGAAAGAGCAGAACUUAG
Molecule: messenger RNA, 1254 nt
Organism: Perognathus longimembris pacificus (Pacific pocket mouse)
Lineage: Eukaryota; Metazoa; Chordata; Mammalia; Rodentia; Heteromyidae
Gene: Lipc
Product: lipase C, hepatic type
Exons: 8
Coding region: 16-1254 (412 amino acids)
Biological process (GO): lipid metabolic process
Molecular function (GO): apolipoprotein binding; triacylglycerol lipase activity
Source: RefSeq, a predicted model, not a curated record